AUGACAGGCUGGAAGGAGGAGGAGCAAAAGUACAAACUCAUCAAAAGGCGGCCCGACGUGCGAGUUCACUUUGAAACUGGCAAGAGCGAGGACUUUACAUUUGUGCAGGCGUCUUACCUUGCCUUGAAGCACCACAAGGACAUUCAGGCAAUUUUCCGGAGAGAUGCGCACACGGAUCAGAUGACAUUCCGAAAGCAAAAGCUCGAAGCUCACCAUCCUGGACGAUUGCAGGGUCUUUGCGACAUGCCAGGCAUCAAGCUGUUGGGCGAAAUCCAUCCCAAUGACAUCCGCCAGGGGAAGGUGGGCGACUGCUGGCUUCUGUCGGCCAUCUCUGCCCUGUCGGAGUUCCCCGGGGCCGUGAGCAAGCUCUUCAACAAGACGGGGAACAUGUUGCAGCUCAGGGACUUGCCGGCGGACGAGCCAAGGAUGUACACAGUGACACUUUAUGAUCCGAAAACACUGGACCCCGUGGACACUGAGGUGGAUGAGCGGCUUUGCGUUCAGACUGAUGGCUCCCUCCUAGGAGCUAGGCCCGGUUUGAACGGCUCCCUGUGGCCUUGUUAUGUGGAGAAGGCGGUCGCUAUCCUCUGCGGUGGUUGGGACGAGAUUGUGGGAGGGGAUUGCUGCAAGGGAUGGAGGAUGCUCACAGGCUGCAAUGACCUUUAUGAAUUCAGGGGCAUGAGCAAGAUGUGGAGAUGCUUGCGCAGCACGGUCAGUCAAACAAUGGUGGAGAGCGACUGGCCCGACGUUGGUGGAGGAGGUAGCGCAGGUUCUCGAUGCAAUGAGGCUGAGAUGUUCGAGCGCAUGUGCGUCUGGGAUGCCGAGGACUUCAUCAUGGGAGCUGCCACGGAGGGUUCUUCGGAUCGUAAUCUCAAAGAUGGGAUCGUUGACAAUCAUGGCUACACCGUGAUCUCUUGCCUGCAGCGUGUCGCCGGUACAGAGCAUGAUCUCAUCAAAAUUCGCAAUCCGUGGGGCAAGACAGAGUUCACGAAAGGGGUUUGGCGUGAUGGCGGCCCUGGCUGGAGGCAGAAUCCGAAGGUCUUUGAGACGUGCAAGCCUGACACUGCCAACGAUGGAGUGUUCUGGAUGAGCCGUGAUGAGUUCUUUCAGUAUUUCAAGACAUUCUACCUCUGCGCUAAGAGCAUGACAGACUUCAAGCAGGUGGCUCGGGAGGCACAAACCGCAAUGUGA
Molecule: messenger RNA, 1191 nt
Organism: Symbiodinium pilosum
Lineage: Eukaryota; Dinophyceae; Suessiales; Symbiodiniaceae
Source: the annotation of a GenBank genome assembly